Molecule: messenger RNA, 1192 nt
Organism: Cylas formicarius (sweet potato weevil)
Lineage: Eukaryota; Metazoa; Arthropoda; Insecta; Coleoptera; Brentidae
Gene: Ubox5
Product: RING finger protein 37
Exons: 1
Coding region: 1-1164 (387 amino acids)
Biological process (GO): protein polyubiquitination
Cellular component (GO): nucleus
Molecular function (GO): ubiquitin-ubiquitin ligase activity; ubiquitin protein ligase binding
Source: RefSeq, a predicted model, not a curated record
AUGUAUGACUUUUUGAAUUCAAAACUGUUACCGAAAGUUUUUUGCAACAAGCCCUCUACGGAGAAUUACGAACCCGAAAAUUUGAUUACCGAGCGAAAUUUUAAUAAAGGUUUUAUAGCAUUCCCUUCGAUAAAACCACCAGUCGCAUUAGAAUUUGAAUUUAUAUGUGGCGUAAAUAUUAACUACAUAAUUUUGAACACUUGCGUGGGCAGUCAAAGAUGUUCCGGUGUCGAAAUCUUUGCGAAAAACUUAAACGUGCCUUACACGUCAAUUUGCAAAGCGGUUUACACGGAGGAAGGUGUAAUUUUUUGCAACAGCAGAAGAUAUUCCAAGGAAUGCCCUCCGCCGCAGCACAGUUCGGAUUAUCACCUAUCCUACUUCAAGUCGGACACGUUUAAUCUGUUCUUGAACGCUACUGGAAUUAAGGUCGUUAUUUUUCGUACGGAAAAAUCGGUACCUUGUAUGGCUUCUGCCCAAGUGUGGGGAAUUCCUUCUAGAUCAUGUUCAAGUACUACCAAAAAUACCAUAGAACGUCUUAUGAACAAAAGUGCGCUACAAAAUACAACUUCAGAUUGCGGUGCCUCUGAGACUGAAGAAUUCAAAGUUCCCAAAGACUUUAGGGACGAUUUAACAUUUGAGCUUAUGACAGUUCCGAUGACAUUGCCUAGUGGGAAAACAAUUGAUCAAAGCACGUUGGACAAACAUUUAAAAAUUGAAUCUUCCUUUGCAAGGAGGGCAUGUGAUCCGUUUACUGGACAGAAGUUUACCGGCAGCUUGAAACCGGUUUUAAAUGUCGCUUUGAAGAGUAGAAUUGAUAUGUUUUUGUUACAAAAUAGCCACAGGCCUGAAACGUUUACUUUAAAAAGAACUUUACGCACUCACAAUUCGGUUCAAAGCGGAACAAAGAAGAUAAAGAUGGGAGGGCAUGGUGACUUGGACGAUAUUUUGGAAAAGGUCCAAUUAGAUCCAAAUUUCCAUUGCUUCACGAGUGAAUCUACAUCCAAAGUUUGUGUUCAAUGUGGCGAUUCACUUCAAAAUAUGUACUUGCUUCCAUGCAAGCAUUGUUGUUGCAGGACUUGUCUAUUAGAUAUCUGUGAUAAAUUAAAGUGUUCCCUUUGUGGCAAUGAAUUUGUUAAAAGUCAAGUUAAAAAAUGUAACAACUAAAAACCAAUUUUGUAUGCAUGAAUUAACU